AUGUUCAGCCCGUCAUAUUAUCGCGCCGAAAGCUUCGAUACCUCCUCGAGUGCAUCCGACUUGGACCGUUUCUUUGACGAAAGACGUUGCCAUCAAGAGGUUAAUGUUGGUCUCGCGUGUAAUGCAAACGAGCACCAUUGCCACUGCGGCGCACCUGGCGGCGACUAUCAGAUAUGCCUUAAAAAGGGAUGCAAGACUAUGUGCGGCGACUGCGGCGCCGUGCGGUCCGCCAAAAAAAGCUCCUUCUGUAUGAAUUGUCACCUUGCAAAGACGAAGGAAACCCGCGAUGAGAAGAAGGCCCAGAAGCAGGAGGAAAAGGCUAGCAGGAAGCGGAAGGCGGGAAACGAUAGUGGAGGGGAGCAAGCCAACAGUCGCAAGGCGCGCAAGCCCAAGCAUACUGCUCAACAGAAAGAAAUCCGCCAACAGGUCCAGGCCGCGGCGCACGACGCCAACCAGGUCCAUCAGGGCGGCAUCGUCAAGAUGGCGAAGGUGAGGACGAUCCCGACCAUGUAUGGCUCGACCGGAAAACCGUGUUCUUCUCACUUUAUCGAGAAGUUUGAUCGGUUCAUACGCUCCAUUGACCCUGACGCGGUCUUCGCCCGUGACUGGAUGGACACGGACGGUGCCUACGAUGAGGACGUGGAGAUGGCUGACGAGGACGUCAUUGAGGAUGAUGACGAGGAUGAUGGCAUGCGCGAUGGGCAUCCGUGGAAGGACGACAACCAGUUCAUGGAGGACGCGGCGGCGGGCCGCAGACUCCGUCACAUUGACAACUUAAUUGGCAUGGUUGUCCGUCGUCGUUGUCGAUACUGA
Molecule: messenger RNA, 813 nt
Organism: Colletotrichum siamense
Lineage: Eukaryota; Fungi; Ascomycota; Sordariomycetes; Glomerellales; Glomerellaceae
Exons: 1
Coding region: 1-813 (270 amino acids)
Source: RefSeq, a predicted model, not a curated record